AUGAGCACACCCCUGGUGCUAGUGGUGUUCGUGGUGUUGGUGUGUAGAGGCCUUGGUGGAGGCAAGCAGCAGACCAGUUCUCUUAUUUCCAGCUGGGGAUUUGGGAUUGGCUUUGUUGCGAACACCGUGUUCCUCCUGCUACACAUCAACACCUUCUUAUUUCAGCCCCAUGCAAAGAAGUCGAUAGAUCUGAUCAUCAUCCAUUUAACGCUAGCUAAUUUUAUGACAGUUUCUUUGAGUGGGAUUCCAGAGAUUGUGUAUUUCUUUGGAAUUAGAAAUUUCAUGGGAGACUUUGGCUGUAAGGCAGUGACUCUUUCACACCGGGUGUGUCGUGGUCUUUCCCUCUGUUGCACAUCUUUCCUGAGUCUGUUCCAAGCCAUCAAAAUUGCUCCCAGCAACUCCAGAUGGGCAUGGCUCAAACCCAGGAUUUCCUCAUUUGUUUUCCCUGCCAUUACUUUGUUCUUGAUAACAAACUUCCUGAUGUACAUCCAGAUGGCACUAAGUAUGAGGGACCCCUACAAUGUCACUAACCUUGGACAGGUCUAUAAUCUCAAGUAUUGCGUAGGAGGAGACCCUAAAAAGUUGCCGGCAGCAGUUAUGUUUGUUGGAGAUGUACUGUGUGUGUUUCUCAUGAUCUCAGCUAGUGUGUACAUGGUCAAGCUCCUCUUCAUGCACCGAAAGAGAAUGCAGCAUGUCCACAGCACCAGCCUCUGUCCACGACCCUCCCGUGAAACCAAGGCCACCCACACAAUCCUGGCUCUUGUGAGCUGCUUUGUCUUUUUUUAUUGGACCAGCUGUUGCUUUACCCUCUAUGUAUGCUACCACCGUAAUCGACAGGGCUUAGAGAGUAUUGCACGGUUUAUCUCCUGUUGUUAUGCAGUCAUCUGUCCUUGCUUGAUGAUCAGAAACAAUACCAGAGAAUCCUUUCUAAAAUCUACCUUUGGGAAAAAAACAAACAAAAAUAAGAAGUCGUCUCCUUAG
Messenger RNA from Erinaceus europaeus (western European hedgehog), 981 nucleotides. Its product is annotated as vomeronasal type-1 receptor 4-like. The record is from RefSeq and is a predicted model, not a curated record. Gene Ontology annotation, biological process: G protein-coupled receptor signaling pathway. Gene Ontology annotation, molecular function: pheromone receptor activity. The coding region runs from base 1 to 981 and encodes 326 amino acids. Lineage: Eukaryota; Metazoa; Chordata; Mammalia; Eulipotyphla; Erinaceidae. The transcript has 2 exons. Gene Ontology annotation, cellular component: membrane.